AACUCUCCUUAUUUAUACUUCUCUUCUUAGAAAGAGGAGAGGGGAGGGGGAAAAAAGAGGCUACACCAUACAAUAUUAUUCAUCAUCUUCUUCACACAUUUCUCCUUCUUCUCUACUCUUGGGUUCCAUAACCCAACAACUAUCUCCAAUUUUUCCUUUGAUUUUUCAUCCUCCAUAUUCGUCAUUACUUUUGGAGGAUUCAUCAUUUUUCCUAAUCCGGAAGCAACUGUGGAUUUCCUUGAUCCACUGUAAAAGGUGGUCGCUAGUUGCCCCCGUUGGGUGCGGGUGACUGCAACGGCGACUCCAUUCUCUCGCCACCAAGUACAGCGUUGCUCUCAGUUCGUCGGACGAGGUCAUCGGCGCCGAAUGCAGUAUUGCUCUCAGAUCCUGAGUGCUGCAACCAGAUCCGGACCAGUGACGUUCCUGAAAAGCGAACCAAGUGCCGCUAGAAGUAGCAGAUAGCAGAUCCAAAAACGGAGAGGAGUACACCGUUGAUAAUUGGUGAAUCUCCAUCUUCCUAGACCUGCCAAUGUUGAAUAACAAUCAACCGUCCUUCAAUACAUACGCAAUUGGACAGCGAACUGCAGCUGCUGUCUUUGGGCGUCGGCUGCGUGACCUGGUUGAUGACGAGAACCCCGGAUUAUCUAGUGCGUCUGUAGGAUUUGUUUGGAAAAUCCAAACAAAUGUGGUCCAUUCCUUUUCUUAGUUGAGGAUUUAUCCUCUGGCUGCUGCAAUUUAUCUCCUAGCCGCGGCUGGCGGCAAACCCAUGACUGCCGUCUCCACCAACUCUCCGGCAAUAGCUGUAGAUCGGGCAGCCCAACCAGGGCUAGCAGCAACGGACUCAGACGGAGCUGGAAGAGACGCGACCCGAGCUAAAUUCGACCCGACCCGGCGAAGCUCUAGCGGCGGUCCAGCUGUUCCAGGUUUGACGGUGGUCAAGGGCGAGGCAGUGCCUGCGGUCCACGAAUCCGUCGGGUUUCCAGGACCAGCAACCAGUGGCACGACCUGCAGUCCCUGUCGCUGAUGAGAAGUCGCCGUGAAGACCCCAGCGCGUGCUCCCUCCUUUCCGAUUGGAACUUGGAGUUGCUGCCCCGGACGCUCUUUUAAUGCAGUUGGAGCUUGAAUCUUUUUAUUUUGCACCGUCUCCUCCAGCGGAGCUGAGCGUGCUCAUCCGCCGCCGCCGGGUGGUGCUUAUUCACGUGCAAGCUGGGGAAAGAACUUCAGUUUUUUCUAUGUACAGUAGAGUGGGGGAUUCACUAACGUGGUGGAUUUCCCUUGGUAGAUCUCGCCUCGGAAGCUCACCCCCAUUUUCUAGAACGGUCAAUAGCCGAUUUGCUUGGUUAAAACCAGUGACCAGAGCAAACCUCAGAUCUCUUGUGCGAAAGUUGAGAUUCGCAUAAUAAACAAUUUUAUUUGUUGAAGGCUUGUGAAUCGAUCCACUUGAAAAUUGAUGAUUCUUAGAGCGGCUCAAUCGUCACUAAACUGGAUGAAUAGAGGAUGGCCACUGGAAGCUUCGAACCACCGACCGAGAAUGGAGCUGGGCAGAUCCUUGUUUGGAUUGAAGACCUAGAGGUGAUGGCAUGCAGGGACCUGGUGGAGGAUGCUUUGGGUCUCUCGGGCCGGAAUUCUGAGGUCGAUGGCAAUCCAAUCCGGCAGGAGAAACACAAUUGGAAUUCGAAGUGGAGUUCCUCCCAACCUGUGAUAACAGGCGGCGACACCUGAUGGCGGUCACAUAUCCCUUGCAGCGGCGGCCCGAAUCUAGCGCAAGAAUUGGGAUUCUUGAAGUCGCACACAGCCACUCCCCGGUGCUCCCUUCAAACGACGACCCACCGCCGGAUCACCGUUAGCAGAACCAAUAUGCUAAUGGACAAAAACCCCCUGGGUACGUUUUCCCAGUUUCUGUUACCAAGUUCGGGCCGGCAAACAAACAGACAUCUUGCGUGGUAGGGAAACAGACUAUGGGUCAACGUUGUAUUUUCCAGGUGCUGCCAUCAGAACAUAUCUUUUGGAAAGAUCUCGUGUGUGCCAGGUGUCUGACCCUGAAAGAAACUAUCAUUGUUUCUAUAUGCUUUGUGCGGCACCACCAGAGGAUGCCAUUUUUAGAGUUGUGGCUGCAAUACUUCACUUGGGCAACAUUGAAUUUGUGAAGGGAAGCGAGCCUGAUUCUGCAGAACCUAAGGAUGAUCAGUCUCGCUUCCAUCUUAAAACUGUGGCUGAACUUUUCAUGUGUGAUGAGAAGUCAUUAGAGGAUUCUUUAUGUAAGCGUAUCAUUGUAACUCGUGAUGAGAAGAUAACAAAAUGUCUGGAUCCCCGAGCUGCUUCUAUCAGUAGAGAUGCUUUGGCAAAAACUGUCUACUCUAAACUGUUUGAUUGGCUUGUUGAAAAGAUUAAUAAAUCUAUUGGCCAAGAUCCCGAUUCUCAGUUGUUGAUCGGGGUUCUUGAUAUUUAUGGAUUUGAGAGUUUCAAGACAAACAGGUGCUUAGCUGUUUCGAACAGUUUUGCAUUAAUUUGACCAAUGAAAAGUUACAGCAUUAUUUCAACCAGCAUGUCUUCAAAAUGGAGCAAGAAGAGUACACCAGAGAAGAAAUUAAUUGGAGUUAUAUAGAGUUUGUUGAUAACCAAGAUAUUCUUGAUCUUAUAGAAAAGGUUGUCUACUAGUUUUGCUUGACGCUUACAAGCCUUGCUUACUCCUUGUAGCAUGUUCCCAAGGUCGACACAUGAGACCUUCGCUGAAAAGCUUUAUCAGUCCUUCCGAGACCACAAACGCUUCAACAAGCCAAAGCUAUCACGGACUGACUUCACUAUUGUCCAUUAUGCUGGUCACAUACCAAACUGAGUUAUUCUUGGAUAAGAACAAAGACUAUGUCAUUGCAGAACACCAAGAACUUCUCAGUUCUUCAGGGUGCUCUUUUAUCUCAGGCUUGUUCUUAC
Molecule: messenger RNA, 2931 nt
Organism: Cuscuta campestris
Lineage: Eukaryota; Viridiplantae; Streptophyta; Magnoliopsida; Solanales; Convolvulaceae
Source: the annotation of a GenBank genome assembly